CCCAGCGCUGCAGGUCGGGACACGCGACAUCGCCGAUCAACUCGUACGAGGCUCAGGCUUGGAGGAUUAAUUUCAAAAUAAACAGAAUUUUUUCUUGGAUACAAGAUUACAAUACUAAGACGUGAACGUGUCUUAAUUUUUUGAAAAUGGGAAAACAAAACAGCAAACUUAAACCCGAGGUCCUUGAAGACCUCAAACAAAACACCGAAUUCUCAGAUGCUGAAAUUCAAGAAUGGUACAAAGGAUUUCUAAAAGACUGCCCUAGUGGACACUUGAGUGUUGAAGAAUUUAAAAAAAUUUAUGGAAAUUUUUUUCCUUAUGGUGAUGCAUCAAAGUUUGCAGAGCACGUUUUUAGAACGUUUGACGCCAAUGGGGAUGGAACUAUUGACUUCCGGGAGUUUCUCUGUGCUCUAAGUGUCACAUCGCGUGGCAAAUUGGAGCAAAAGCUCAAAUGGGCUUUUAGCAUGUAUGAUCUUGAUGGCAACGGUUACAUUUCUCGACAAGAGAUGUUAGAAAUUGUAACGGCAAUAUACAAAAUGGUUGGAACAGUAAUGAAAAUGCCAGAAGAUGAAUCGACGCCUGAGAAACGCACAGACAAAAUUUUUCGACAAAUGGACAAAAAUAAGGACGGUAAAUUAUCUCUUGAUGAAUUUAUCGAGGGUGCUAAAAGCGAUCCCUCAAUAGUGCGGCUGUUGCAGUGCGACCCAAGCGCGCAGGCACAGUAAGACCUUGGCGGGAGUGCGAAAAGCUGGCGCUAGCUAUCGUCUCCUCAUUCCUCGUUACAAGUUGAUUGGCAAAAAGCCGGUUGCGUCCCUUAGCACAACUCAUGUUUUGCAAAAUUUACCUUAUCCCCUUUAUUUUUCCUAAUACAUUUCCUUUUGGCCAAAAAUCUACGAUAGAAACUAGCCACAACUAGUACAGUGGAGAACAUUUUUGCAAAAAAAAAAGAAAGUUAAAGUUAUUUAUUGUAAAGCCAGCUGCUGCGAGAUUGUCAUAAUGAAAGGACGCAGGCGCACAUUCUUCGGCGCUCAUUCAGACUCCAAGCGAUACGUUGUCGAUAAUUUUUCAGCUUUUAAAGUAUGAGAAGAGCCGUCCACGGUUAAAAAUUACAUAAUAAAACGAGAGAGAAUGCAAAAUAUUAAAGCAAAGUCAGAAAUUAAAGUUACGACCUCAGAUAUUUUAUUAUAAUCCAGCUCUAAUACUCGUUCACUAUUCAUCAUUGUUGAAGCACUUUAUUACACAAUUACUGUGUUCUAUUUAUUCUCAUGUAUACUACAUUAUUUUUAUCCCAUCCGUUAAUUUUUAAUAAUAUUUUCUCAUUUGCUACCCCUGAAUUUGUUUUAUCGUGAAACUUAUGUCAAUAAAAGCUCAAAUUUUAAUUCAAUGAAGGACUGAUGUAUAAUUGAUAAUCGCUCCCAUAGUUUACUCAAUUGUACAACAUUAGCAGAAAAGCGCAAUAAUAUGUGUGAUACUAUGUUUUAUUAGAAACUGUUAAAUUUACUAUCGAUGUACUUUUUUGUACUUUCAUUUUUGUAUCCUUCCUUUGAUGUCUACUGUUUGCUGUGAGAAUAGUUGUGAUGUUUCAAUUUUAGUAAUACAUAUUAUUUUCAGCUUAAUCGUAUUUUUACACUGGAAAAUUUAUCUGUCCGUCGAGAUUUACUAAUGAAAAUCUUUGAAGUAAUGUAAAUAAGGGACAAUUAUAAAUUAUUGAGCAAUCAAAAAUUGUGAAUCUCAAGAAAGUAUACAUUAGUUGAGCAAAUCAAUUGACCAUGUGUUCAGUGUAUCGAUCAUUGAAAUAAUUUUAUUUUAUUCAUGUUUGGCUAUCAUCUAUAAUUUACUUUGUUGAUAACAUUCAAGCUCCUUUUAUGUAAAAUUCUAAUUACUUGCAAUUAAUUUUAAAAAAAUACUAAUUAUAUUUGGCUCAUACACACAAGUUCAUAAAUAUAUACACGAUUUAUUUGAAAAAA
Molecule: messenger RNA, 1967 nt
Organism: Trichogramma pretiosum
Lineage: Eukaryota; Metazoa; Arthropoda; Insecta; Hymenoptera; Trichogrammatidae
Gene: Nca
Product: neurocalcin homolog
Exons: 5
Coding region: 147-725 (192 amino acids)
Molecular function (GO): calcium ion binding
Source: RefSeq, a predicted model, not a curated record